AAUGGGUGUAGGGUUAGUUGGUUUUUCACAAAGUGUAAUGAAUUAAUAAUACAGAAUAGUAGGCUGAUACACAGCCAACACACUAGGUGGGGGCGUGCACCUAUAGUCAUUGUUUUGCGGACCGCCAUAACACUAAAGAAGGAGAAGACCACUUCUUUCUCAACAUCUCUGGAUCUGGUCUGUAAAGCGGAAUAAUUAAAAAUCAAUCCAAUUUUAUUGGUCACAUACUUGUGUUUAGCAGAUGUUAUAGCGGGUGUAGCGAAAUGCUUGUAACACACUGACUACUUCGGAGGUUGCAUUGCAGUAAAUGCUGCAUGGUUCGCAGCACGUAUAGCUUGUAAUUUGUCUGCUAUUUUUUAGGCUACACUUACUGGGCCUCAGACAAUUAAAACUAUCUGGAAUCUCGGAAGAGGACGUUGUUGUUCCAACAGACUCUGGGGUAGAGGUAGACGACAACAGUAUUUUUGGUGAAUAGGGUGUUGGACGUUUUAUUGACUUUAAUAGAUUACAAUCUUAUCCAGGAUCUUUCUGAAGUAAGAUUAGGCUACAUCAGACAUAUAUUUGUCACAACGUAAGUCGAGUGUUGAUAUUUAAAUGUACGUUUGUUCUGGUCUAGCUUUAUCUGAACGCGGUAGCAAAGAAAGUAACUAGUGCAGGCUAGCUACAGAUUUACUGUCACGUUUUUUAUUUGAAGAAACUUUGAAGAAAGAACGGCUUCAACCAUGGAUCGGGACAGAGCUAGUCCGUCCCCCUCCACCCUGCCGGAGUCCCCUGGUCACAACUCUCCUGGUAUCGCCUUACUGCUGGAUCUGAAGAGGGUUUCUGUGCUGCUGGUCGACUGCAGGAAAACACCAGGGCAGAGUGGAACUGUGAGAGAAGGACACGAGGAGGGGGAGGGAGAUGGAGAUCUGAUUUCAUCAAGGGACACCCCUAACCAUCGUUCUCUUAGUGGGAGGGGCUUAUCGUCUGGGGAGCCUAAACAACAUGUUGCUGAGGAGACAGAGAAGAGUCUCUCCAGAUCAGAACAUCUCAAGAAACACCAGCAGGGACACACAGGGAAGAAACCUCACCACUGCUGCUCUGACUGUGGGAAGAGUUUCACAAGCCAGAGUGGCUUCAUUAUUCACUGUGAUCAGUGUGGGAAGAGUUUUGCUGCAUCUAACACCUUCAAAUCUAAUGUAAGAAUUCAUACAGGAGAGAAGCUUUAUAGCUGUGAUCAGUGUGGGAAGAGCUUCAAUCAUUCAGGCAGCCUGACUACACACCAGCUAACACACACAGGAGAGAGGCCUUAUAGCUGUGAUCAGUGUGGAAAGAGCUUUGCUGCAGCUUCCGCCCUGACUACACACCAGCGAACACACACAGGAGAGAAGCCUUAUAGCUGUGAUCAGUGUGGAAAGAGCUUUGCUGUAGCUUCCAGCCUGAUUAGACACCAGCUAACACACACAGGAGAGAAGCCUUAUAGCUGUGAUCAGUGUGGAAAGAGCUUUGCUGUAUCUUCCGCCCUGAUUGUACACCAGCGUGUACACACCGGAGAGAAGCCUUAUAGCUGUGAUCAGUGUGGAAAGAGCUUUGCUGUAGCUUCCUCCCUGAUUAUACACCAGCGUGUACACACAGGAGAGAAGCCUUAUAGCUGUGAUCAGUGUGGGAAGAGCUUUGCUGCAGCUUCCGCCCUGACUACACACCAGCGAACACACACAGGAGAGAAGCCUUAUAGCUGUGAUCAGUGUGGAAAGAGCUUUGCUGUAUCAGGAAAACUAACUAGACACCAGCUAACACACACAGCUGACUGUGGAGAGAAGCCUUAUAGCUGUGAUCAGUGUGGGAAGAGCUUUGCUGUAUCUUCCGCCCUGAUUGUACACCAGCGUGUACACACAGGAGAGAAGCCUUAUAGCUGUGAUCAGUGUGGGAAGAGCUUUGCUGCAGCUUCCGCCCUGACUACACACCAGCGAACACACACAGGAGAGAAGCCUUAUAGCUGUGAUCAGUGUGGAAAGAGCUUUGCUGUAUCAGGAAAACUAACUAGACACCAGCUAACACACACAGGAGAGAGGCCUUAUAGCUGUGAUCAGUGUGGGAAGAGCUUUACUGUAGCUUCCAACCUGAUUAGACACCAGGUAACACACACAGGAGAGAGAACUUAUGUCUGUCUAUGUGGGAAGAGCUUUGCUCGAGCUUCCUCCCUAACUAUACACCAGCGAACGCACACUGGAGAGAGGCCUUAUAGCUGUGAUCAGUGUGGAAAGAGCUUUGCUGUAUCAGAAAAACUAACUACACAUCAGCGAACACACACAUUAGAGAGGCCUUGCACACUGGUGAGAAAGACGCCUUAUAUCUGUGAUCAGUGUGGGAAGCGUGUCAGUCAGUUAUGGACCCUUUAUUCACACCUGUAAGGGUUUUCCUGUGGUGAAGUAGAGGUGGACCAAAACGCAGCGUGGUUAUAUUGAUUCAUGUUUAAUAAAAACAGAUAAACAUGAACACUACAAAACAAUAAACGUGGAAAACCAAAAACAGCCCUAUAUGGUGCAAAACACAGAGACAGGAACAAUCACCCACAAACACACAGUGAAACCCAGGCUACCUAAGUAUGAUUCUCAAUCAGAGAUAACUAAUGACACCUGCCUCUGAUUGAGAACCAUACUAGGCCGAAACAUAGAAAUACCCCAAAACAUAGAAAAACAAACAUAGACUGCCCACCCAACUCACGCCCUGACCAUACUAAAAUAAAUACAAAACAAAGGAAAUAAAGGUCAGAACGUGACAACACCAGUGAAGACACACUGGAGAAGGAACCUUAUGUCUGUCCAGGUGGGAAGAGCUUUGUUUAUUUAGGGCCAGUGAGAAAACAACAGAAAGCACAAACAUGCUGUAUUUCAUCUCCCUCCCAUCUGGCACCGGUUCCAGAUCCCUAAAUAAAGGAUCAGUAGAAAACAUCUAGUAAACAGUCAUAUCCAUCUCCCAUUCUUAAAUAGUUUCCUCAGUCUGAUCACCAUGGUAACCUCUGUGCAGCAUAAUAUGCAGCUCUGAUCUAGGAUCAGGUCUCCCCUGUUUCUGUAAUAUCACACAUUGAUCUACAUGGAUAAAUGUUAUCAUAGGAAAUGUCAUAGUGAACCUGUGGGGGAUGUUGAUAAUUGUAUCUUCUUUCAUGUACUCAUGAGAAUACUAUUAUUAAAUGUCAUUAUGUAGAAUAAUAUUUCAACAAUACGUGUAUAUUCAUGUAUUCAAUUGAUCAAUACAUUCAAUCCAAUUAUCUUCUAAACAAGAAGUUAUCACUUAAAUUGUGUAUUUUAUAAAUCUGUAUUGAUUAAAAUGAUCCUAAAUCUAAUCCAUAAUAUAUUGGAUAAUUAUUUCCAUGAGUUCAAGGCAAGAUCUCUGCAUACUGUGUCUUGUAACAACGGUUAAUGUAAUAACUUUUAGAUUUAUAAUGUAAUAAAACUGGUAAAUGUAACAUCUUGUUGGUUAAUAUGUUAAAAUGUUGUCUAAUAACCUUUUCCACUUAAUGUAAUAAGUUAUUGGUAUCAAGUAACAACUGUUUUUAAUGAAUAAUGUAAUAACUUAAACCGAUCAUGUAAUAACACCUAAACCAAUGUUUAAUGUGUUACUUCACCAAUGUUAAUGCACAUACCACCCUCCACCAAUUACAAACCCACACACACAAACCUAUGCCCUUGUACUCUUACACAAACAAGCACACAGUUAUAGACACAUUGAUAAAAAAAAAAUGAAAUAACAAUUAAUCGGUAGUUCUUAUAGUCAAUGAGACAGGGGGCUCGGUCGUGCAGGAGAAAGGAGGAUUGGGAAACUGCAAAUAACAAUAAACUGAACUCCGCCUCCGGGUUGUGUAAAGAAUUGCUAUUUCUUAUGCAGGUGACCAACCUACUGCUAAAUACAUGGCUACAACUCACAGUAAAGCCUGUGGGGUCCCCUACAGGAUAGCUCCCACAUUACACACUAACUGCCAAACCAGCGCACACACAUAAUCUCCUUUCUAGCCGAACAUUGUGUGCCCGAAGAGGAUUCUACGAUGACGGACAGACAACUGAGCCAAUGGCGGAAGACUACAGACUACACCCAGCCUGAACCAAUCCAAAGAUCCGAUCUUCUAGAAUCAACCUACUUUCUGUUAGUAUAUUAGGGUUGUGCUGAUUGUUAACGGCCUCUUUUCCUGCUGUUCUGUG
This is a messenger RNA of Oncorhynchus nerka (sockeye salmon), 4175 nucleotides long. Its product is annotated as zinc finger protein ZFP2-like. NCBI's taxonomy places the organism in Eukaryota, Metazoa, Chordata, Actinopteri, Salmoniformes, Salmonidae. Gene Ontology annotation, molecular function: RNA polymerase II transcription regulatory region sequence-specific DNA binding; DNA-binding transcription factor activity, RNA polymerase II-specific. The coding region runs from base 723 to 2390 and encodes 555 amino acids. The transcript has 4 exons. Gene Ontology annotation, biological process: urogenital system development; embryo development; regulation of transcription by RNA polymerase II. The record is from RefSeq and is a predicted model, not a curated record. Gene Ontology annotation, cellular component: nucleus.